This is a messenger RNA of Gadus morhua (Atlantic cod), 1168 nucleotides long. RefSeq names its product sperm associated antigen 8 (gene spag8). The coding region runs from base 213 to 734 and encodes 173 amino acids. The transcript has 6 exons. NCBI's taxonomy places the organism in Eukaryota, Metazoa, Chordata, Actinopteri, Gadiformes, Gadidae. The record is from RefSeq and is a predicted model, not a curated record. Gene Ontology annotation, molecular function: microtubule binding. Gene Ontology annotation, cellular component: nucleus; cytoplasm. Gene Ontology annotation, biological process: positive regulation of transcription by RNA polymerase II.
CAUAAGGAAUGUGAUAGCGAGAAGGCGUUGUCAUGGUGAUCCGCCGGACAACAGUGCCCACAGCCACAGGUCGUCCCUGACCGGCUCGCGGUGCUCGUCGAUUCUCUUGUUUUCGUUUCUAACCCGUUGCUAUCGCAAAGACGCGCCUCUAAUACAGCGGUCCGUUUACCAGUUCAAUGGAUUGAUUGACAACGAGGACUUCGACUGCCGCUAUGGAGAAGAAAGUUGGAAAGUGUCUAUUGGACAAUUGGGUGGAAGAGAGGGCAGUAGCUGAUUUAGCGGACGAUGCGUCCCAAGAACAGAUUCAGAGAGACGGUCACCGGGGCAUUUUCUCAAUGAAUCUGGAGAGCAAAAUGGAAGAUAUCACCUCCCUGAAGUCAGCCUACACGCCCCCCGUGGCCCCUGGGGUGAGGGAGCGCGGUAUCAGAGGAGAACUUCUGGCUAAAUUGAUCACUCAGAGAAUAAGUGAGGAGGUGCAUGCAGAGUUCAACCCUGUGACUCCCACCACAGACUUCUCCUCCACCACACACAGGGAUUUCACCGGUGGAGGAUUCGUGCCUCUUCCUCCCACAACCACGAAGAAUCACGAUUACAAAUGCGACCAGGCGAUUACAUUUUGGAGCGAGAACCAUCAGCACAUUCAGAGAACGACUGCAGUUCGAACAACGGACAGCCCUUUCAAGAGGUGCGCUCAAUUCAGCACCCCUAUAACCCAGCAGUUAAAUGACCAGUAACCCCCCCCCCCCCCCCCCUCCCCAGACCCCAUCAUAAGCAUAGAAAAGGACAUAUAGCGAUGAGCACCACAAAAACUUCAACCAUCUCACUGCUGCCAAUGGGAGCGCUACUGUUAACUUUAUAGCAUCACAGAACAAAGCUUUCGAAAUGUAACAAAUAAAUAGCAUUUGUAACAUGCCAUGGUAAUAAAACAGAAAACCAAAUGAUGGCUAUCCGAUUUCACGAACACUUUGAGUUAUUAAAAGACGAGCACCUCUGAGAGCAUGAGAAAUUCUAGACUCUACGGUUACUUUCAUAAAUUCCCAGAUAAUUACUUGAUUAAUAGAUAGGCUACUAACCUGCCCGUGUAUCUGUCCUGUUUACGCUUCGGUCUGUUAUCAUGCCGUCCCCGGCUUUAACAUUAAACACAGCAAAUCGAUGAUGUUCAAAGAGA